Amborella trichopoda is the source of this 1650-nucleotide messenger RNA. Its product is annotated as exopolygalacturonase. Gene Ontology annotation, molecular function: polygalacturonase activity. The record is from RefSeq and is a predicted model, not a curated record. Lineage: Eukaryota; Viridiplantae; Streptophyta; Magnoliopsida; Amborellales; Amborellaceae. Gene Ontology annotation, biological process: carbohydrate metabolic process.
UUGUGUAUGUAUUGAUUAUUGAGAAAUGAGAAUGGGGAUGAAAUUGUUGACUCUCUUGUGCUUGUUGCUAUUGAGGAUUGGAGGUUCAGAAUGUAGAGGUAAAAAGCACUCUCGGGGUGCUGAUUUCUUAAAUGUGGAGAACUAUGGUGCAAAAGGUGAUGAUUUCUUAGAUGUGAAGAACAAUAAUGAGAAGAAUGGUGAUUUCUUCAAUGUGAUGAACUAUGGUGCAAAGGGUGAUGGGAGAACAGAUGAUAGUAAGGCCUUGAUGGAUACAUGGAAAGCAGCAUGUGGGUUCAAAGGCUCAGUUAGGUACUAUAUACCUCCUGGCAAUUAUAUAGUGGGCCCUUUAAACUUUAAUGGACCAUGCAAGGGUGUGACAACCAUGAAUUUCAUGAUUAAGGGCACCUUAAAAGCCUCUACAGACUUGAGCAAGUAUGGACCCACUGACUCAUGGGUCAUGUUUGGAUGGCUUACUGGGCUCAAGCUCACUGGCUAUGGCACCUUUGAUGGCCAAGGCGCGGCUUCAUGGCCACUAAAUAACUGCCCAAAGAACAAGAAUUGCAAAGUUCUCCCUGCUUCCAUUAAAUUUGUUGCUACAGAUUAUACAGAAGUUCAGGCGAUAACUUCUUUGAAUAGCAAGUUUUUCCACAUAGUUCUUCUGGACUGUAAGAAUUUUAAGGCUACCAACCUACAAAUCACAGCACCAGCAACUAGCCCAAAUACAGAUGGAAUCCACAUCGAACGUUCCACUGAUGUCUCGAUCUCCAAUUCCAAGAUCGGAACAGGAGACGAUUGUAUCUCAAUUGGCCAUGGAAACACUAGAGUAUUUAUCAAUGGCGUCACCUGUGGACCAGGCCAUGGAAUCAGUGUUGGGAGCCUUGGGAGGUAUCCUAAUGAAGGGGACGUGAUGGGACUGAGUGUGACUGGAUGCGUCCUUACGGGCACAGCCAACGGUUUGAGGAUCAAGACAUGGCAAGAUUCACCAGACACUAGUGUUGCUACAAAUAUGACUUUUGAAAAUAUAGUCAUGUACAAUGUAGCAAACCCCAUCAUCAUAGACCAGAAUUACUGUCCCUACACCUACUGUACAGCUCGGGCACCUUCUCGAGUGAAGAUCAGUGAUGUUUCCUUCAAGAACAUACGCGGGACUUCCGCUACUGAGACCGCAGUUACUCUUCACUGUAGCAAUGGACUCCCUUGCCAAAAUGUACGACUACAAGACGUGCAAUUGAACUACUAUGGACCAGGAAAGCGUGCUAAGGCCACUUGUAUGAAUGUCAAGGCUAGCUAUAGUGGAACUCAGAUCCCACCCCCUUGUUAAUCAAGGAUUAGGGUUUUAGUUACUACAAAGUCCUUGGAAGCUAGGACAUGUAAGAUGUGUUUUUGGUCCUUGGUUUCAAAAGGUUUAUGUUUAUACUUAGGGCACGUUUGUUUUGCAGUUAAGUCUUGGUUCUGAAAGAAAUCUUUCUGGAACGUUUGUCUUCCUGCAAACAAACGCGCCGUAGUGAUUGUUUUUAUAAUGAACAUGGAGUUAACAACUACUGUGGAGAGAGAUGUUUAUGUAAAAAUAGCAUGUCAUCCUCUUCCCAUGCUUCAUCAAAGUAUCGACGAAAUUGAAAUUUAAAUAAUUUCAUUGGAUAUGUUAUUUAA